UUUACUGCUUGAUCUGUACUGUUAUAAGAAUAAAACAGGCUUGAGUGUCCUUCCAUCAUUACAGUCAGUUUUCCAGUCAGCUCCUGCAGUCUGGUCCAUAAACCUCUCAGAGAGAAAGACCUCCAUCCUCCUGGAAGUGCUGAAACUCCAACCAGAGAAGAAACAUGUGGAGCUGACAGGCUGCUCACAUGAAGAGAGUGAAGUGAGGAGUUUCCUACAGUGUCUGCCUUAUAUCACAGAACUCAGUUUCAAGCCUCAGGCUUCACAACCUUCAGAAGAAACCAGGUUCUUUGUGAAUCUGUUCUGUGCAGCAGCAGAGAGAGAACAGCAGACAGGAGAGAAGAUACUGGAGCUGUUAUCAUCACUGUGCAGCUAUCAAACAUUCACUCUUAAACAGAAGUGGUGUGAUUUUCUACUUGACCUCUAUCUCAGUGUGCUUGAAAUGGGCUUGAGUGUCCUUCCACCCUUGUGGUCAGUUUUCAAAUCAACUCCUGCAGUCUGGUCCAUAAACCUCUCAGAGAGAAAGACCUCCAUCCUCCUGGAAGUGCUGAAACUCCAACCAGAGAAGAAACAACUGAACCUCACAGGCUGGUCACAUGAGGAAAAUGAAGGGAGGAGUUUCCUUCAGUGUCUGCCGUAUAUCUCACAGCUCAGUUUUAGUACUACAUCAUCAGAAUCAUCAGAAGCAGUCAGGUUCUUUGGGGAUCUGUUCUGUGCAGCAGCAGAGCGAGAACAGCAGACAGGAGAGAAGAUACUGGAGCUGUUAUCAUCAAUGUGCACAUAUAAAAAUCUCCCUCUGCAGGAGAUAUGGUGUGAUUUCCUAAUGGACCUGUACUAUUAUACAACGAAAACAGGCUUGAGUGUCCUUCCAUCAUUAAAGCCAGUUUUUCAGUCAACUCCACCAGUCUGGUUCAUAAACCUCUCAGAGAGAAAGACCUCCAUCCUCCUGGAAGUGCUGAAACUCCAACCAGAGAAGAAACAAGUGGAGCUGACAGGCUGCUCACAUGAAGAGAGUGAAGUGAGGAGUUUCCUGCAGUGUCUGCCUUAUAUCUCACAGCUCAGUGUUGUUCCUGAAUUCUCAGAACCUUUAGAAGAAAUCAGGUUAUUUGGCCAUCUGAUCUGUGCAGCAGCAGAGACAGAACAGUGGACAAGAGAGAAGAUACUGCAGCUGUUAAUAGUAGUGUGCACAUAUAAAGGAUUUCCUCUUAGAGAAAUAUGGUGUGAUUUCCUACUGGACCUCUACUCCAGUGACUUUGAAAUGGCUUUCAGAGUCCUUCGAUCAUUACAGUCAGUUUUCCAGUCAACUCCUGCAGUCUGGUCCAUAAACCUCUCAGAGAGAAAGACCUCCAUCCUCCUGGAAGUGCUGAAACUCCAACCAGAGAAGAAACAAGUGGAGCUGACAGGCUGCUCACAUGAAGAGAGUGAAGUGAGGAGUUUCCUGCAGUGUCUGCCUUAUAUCUCACAGCUCAGUGUCAUACCUCAGUUGUCAGAGCCUUCAGAAGAAACCAGGUUCUUUGGGAAUCUGUUCUGUGCAGCAGCAGAGCGAGAACAGCAGACAGGAGGGAAGAUGCUGGAGCUGUUAUCAUCAGUGUGCAGAUACAAAACAUUCCCUCUGACAGAGAUAUGGUGUGAUUUCCUUUUUGAUCUGUACUGCCAUGUGAAGGACUAUGAGAUUAAAACAGGCUUGAGUGUCCUUCCAUCAUUACAGUCAGUUUUCCACUCAGCUCCUGCAGUCUGGUCCAUAAACCUCUCGGAGAGAAAGACCUCCAUCCUCCUGGAAGUGCUGAAACUCCAACCAGAGAAGAAACACGUGAAGCUGACAGGCUGCUCACAUGAAGAGAGUGAAGUACUGAGUUUCCUUCAGUGUCUGCCUUAUAUCUCACAGCUCAGUUUCUCUCCUUCAUUUUUACUCUCAAGUCAAACGGAUUUGACAUGGGAAGAAGCAGAGAGAGAACAGCAACCAGGAGAGAAGAUACUGGAGCUGUUAAUAUCAGUGUGCAGACAUGGAACGUUCCCUUUUAAUGAGAGAUGCUCCUGUGCAGACUGUGAUUUCCUGUUGGAUCUGUUCUCCCAUGUGAAGGAUUGUGAAACUAAAACAGGCCUGAGUGUCCUUCCAUCAUUACAGUCAGUAUUUUUAGCUCCUGCAGUCUGGUUCAUAAACCUCUCAGAGAGAAAGACCUCCAUCCUCCUGGAAGUGCUGAAACUCCAACCAGAGAAGAAACAAGUGGAGCUGACAGACUGCUCACAUGAAGAGAGUGAAGUGAGGAGUUUCCUUCAGUGUCUGCCUUAUAUCUCACAGCUCAGUGUUGAUACUAAUACAUCAGAUGAAGACACAACAAGGUUCUUUGGGAAUCUGUUCUGUGCAGCAGCAGAGAGAGAACAGCAGACAGGAGAGAAGAUACUGGAGCUGUUAUCAUCAGUGUGCAGAUACAAAAAUAGUCCUCUUAAACAGAAGUGGUGUGACUUCCUCAUGGACCUGUACUCUUAUGAGACUAAAACAGGCUUGAGUGUCCUUCCAUCAUUACAGUCAGUUUUCCACUCAGCUCCUGCAGUCUGGUCCAUAAACCUCUCAGAGAGAAAGACCUCCAUCCUCCUGGAAGUGCUGAAACUCCAACCAGAGAAGAAACAAGUGGAGCUGACAGGCUGCUCACAUGAUGAGAGUGAAGUGAGGAGUUUCCUUCAGUGUCUGCCUUAUAUCUCACAGCUCAGUGUUGUUCCUCUGAGGUCAGAUCUUCAUGAAGCAGUCAGGUUCUUUGUGAAUCUGUUCUGUGCAGCAGCAGAGAGAGAACAGCAGACAGGAGAGAAGAUACUGGAGCUGUUAUCAUCAGUGUGCGCAUAUCAAACAUUCCCUGUUCAUGAGAGAGGCAUGGAUGAAUCUUAUGUGUCUGAUUUCCUGCUGGAUCUGUACUCUCAUGUCAAGGACUAUGACACUAAAACAGGUUUGAGUGUCCUUCCAUCAUUACAGUCAGUUUUCCAGUCAGCUCCUGCAGUCUGGUCCAUAAGCCUCUCUGAGAGAAAGACCUCCAUCCUCCUGGAAGUGCUGAAACUCCAACCAGAGAAGAAACAUGUGGAGCUGACAGGCUGCUCACAUGAAGAGAGUGAAGUACUGAGUUUCCUUCACUGUCUGCCUUAUAUCUCACAGCUCAGUUUCUCCUCUUCAUUUUUACACUCCAUUGAAGCCAAUUUAAUGAUGGGAAAAGCAGAGAGAGAACAGCAGCCAGGAGAGAAGAUACUGAAGCUGUUAUCAUAUGGAAUAUUCCCUUUUAAUCACACAGAUGAUGACUACGAAGAGAUGGAGUAUCAGUCUGAUUUCCUGUUAGAUCUGUACUCUCAUGUGAAGGACUGUGAGACUAAAACAGGCUUGAGUGUCCUUCCAUCAUUACAGUCAGUUUUCCAGUCAGCUCCUGCAGUUUGGUCCAUAAACCUCUCAGAGAGAAAGACCUCCAUCCUCCUGGAAGUGCUGAAACUCCAACCAGAGAAGAAACAAGUGGAGCUGACAGACUGCUCACAUGAGGAGAGUGAAGUGAGGAGUUUCCUGCAGUGUCUGCCUUAUAUCUCACAGCUCAGUGUUGGUCGUUGGAGGUUGCGUCUUCAUGAAGCAGUCAGGUUCUUUGUGAAUCUGUUCUGUGCAGCAGCAGAGAGAGAACAGCAGACAGGAGAGAAGAUACUGGAGCUGUUAUCAUCAGUGUGCACAUAUCAAACAUUCCCUGUUCAUGAGAGAGACAUGGAUGAUAUUGAAGCCGAAGAAGUUCAGAUUGAUUUCCUGCUGGAUCUGUGCUCUCAUGUGAAGGACUAUGAGAUUAAAACAGGCUUGAGUGUCCUUCCAUCAUUACAGUCAGUAUUUUCAGCUCCUGCAGUCUGGUCCAUAAGUCUCUCAAAGAGAAAGACCUCCAUCCUCCUGGAAGUGCUGAAACUCCAACCAGAGAAGAAACAAGUGGAGCUGACAGGCUGCUCACUUGAAGAGGGUGAAGUGAGGAGUUUCCUUCAGUGUCUGCCUUAUAUCUCACAGCUCAGUGUUUAUCCUGAUAGGUCACGUCUUCAUGAAGCAGUCAGGUUCUUUGUGAAUCUGUUCUGUGCAGCAGCAGAGAGAGAACAGCAGACAGGAGAGAAGAUACUGGAGCUGUUAUCAUCAGUGUGCACAUAUCAAACAUUCCCUGUUCAUGAGAGAGACAUGGACGCAGAGAUCCAGUGUGCUGGUCUGCUGGAUCUGUACUCUCAUGUGAAGGAUUGUGAGACUAAAACAGGCUUGAGUGUCCUUCCAUCAUUACAGUCAGUUUUCCAGUCAGCUCCUGCAGUCUGGUUCAUAAACCUCUCAGAGAGAAAGACCUCCAUCCUCCUGGAAGUGCUGAAACUCCAACCAGAGAAGAAACAAGUGGAGCUGACAGGCUGCUCACAUGAAGAGAGUGAAGUGAGGAGUUUCCUGCAGUGUCUGCCUUAUAUCUCACAGCUCAGUGUUUAUCCUGAUAGGUCAUGUCUUCAUGAAGCAGUCAGGUUCUUUGUGAAUCUGUUCUGUGCAGCAGCAGAGAGAGAACAGCAGACAGGAGAGAAGAUACUGCAGCUGUUAUUAUCAGUGUGCACAUAUCAAACAUUCCCUGUUAAUGACACACAUAUAUAUCUUCAAUAUCUUCAAUAUCAGUGUGAUUUCCUGUUGGAUCUGUACUCCCAUGUGAAGGACUGUGAGACUAAAACAGGCUUGAGUGUCCUUCCAUCUUUACAGUCAGUUUUCCAGUCAACUCCUGCAGUCUGGUCCAUAAACCUCUCAGAGAGAAAGACCUCCAUCCUCCUGGAAGUGCUGAAACUCCAACCAGAGAAGAAACAAGUGAAGCUGACAGGCUGCUCACAUGAAGAGAGUGAAGUGAGGAGUUUCCUUCAGUGUCUGCCUUAUAUCUCACAGCUCAGUGUUGAUGGGCCACGUUUUGUUGAAGAUGAAGCAGUCAGGUUCUUUGUGAAUCUGUUCUGUGCAGCAGCAGAGAGAGAACAGCAGACAGGAGAGAAGAUACUGAAGCUGUUAUCAUCAGUGUGCAGAUACAAAAACAGUCCUCUUAAAGAGAAUUGGUGUGACUUCCUCAUGGACCUGUACUCUUAUGAGACUAAAACAGGCUUGAGUGUCCUUCCAUCAUUACAGUCAGUUUUCCAGUCAGCUCCUGCAGUCUGGUCCAUAAACCUCUCAGAGAGAAAGACCUCCAUCCUCCUGGAAGUGCUGAAACUCCAACCAGAGAAGAAACAAGUGGAGCUGACAGGCUGCUCACAUGAAGAGAGUGAAGUGAGGAGUUUCCUUCAGUGUCUGCCUUAUAUCUCACAGCUCAGUUUCUUCACUCUGUGGGCAGAUGAAGCAGCCAAAUUCUUUGUGAAUCUGUUCUGUGCCGCAACAGAAAGAGAACAGCAGACAGGAGAGAAGAUACUGGAGUUGUUAUCAUCAGUGUGCACAUAUCAAACAUUCCCUUUUAUUGACAGAGACAUAGAUGCUCAAUAUAAAUGCAAUUUCCUGCUGGAUCUGUGCUCCCAUGUGAAGGACCAUGAGUCUAAAACAGGCUUGAGUGUCCUUCCAUCCUUACAGUCAGUUUUCCAGUCAGCUCCUGCAGUCUGGUUCAUAAACCUCUCAGAGAGAAAGACCUCCAUCCUCCUGGAAAUUCUUAAAGUCCAAUCAGGGAAAAAACAGUUGAAGCUGAGAGGCUGCCCACAUGAAGAGAGUGAAGUGAGGAGUUUCCUUCAGUGUCUACCUUAUAUCUCACAGCUCAGCUGUGAUCCAGACUUCUUCCAGAGUGUGUGUACAUCCAUGUUUGUAAGAUCCAGAGAGGAGGCCCAGCAGCUGGAGUCUCUGCUGCAGCUCCUGGGGUUCCAGCUGCUGUUAACAGAAGAGUUACACAGGAAAAGCUGCUGGUCUGUGGGGAGAGUUCUCAGACUGUGUGGCUCUAAAGUGGAUCUCAUCCUCACACCCAGCAAGAUGUCUGCCAGAGGAGCCGCUCUCCUCUUUAGACACACAACACAACUACACAGUCUGAGGCUUUCCAUCGACAUGUCCUUGCUCCUGUUUCAGUGGGUAAGAAGAGACAGAGUGGUCUGUCCGCUGGCUGUUGAAGAGCUUUCUCUUGUGCCUAAGAAAGCCCGACCAUCACACAGAGUAUUGUUGAGGGCUGUCAGUAGUUUGGCUUCCCUGUUGAGAUACUGGACAGUCGCACGGUUAGACCUGACUGAGACCUGCAUCCCUGCUCAGGGUCUGAUUACACUGCUGCUCCAUGAUGGUCCUCUAACAGUCAAACUGAGUGAAGAGAGCUUCCAGCAGCUUCUGUGUCUCCUCCAUGAAAUCCAGGACAAGGACUUGACGUUGUCCUUCUUCAGUAAGGUUGGUGGAGACCUGACCUCCUGCUGUCUGAACUGGGAGCUUCUUCACUAUCUGCUGCAGCAGUCGUCAGCUCAGACCAUCACUGUGAACCUGAGGAAGAACCUCUUCUUACAGGAGGAAACCACACGUCUGCUUCCCUUUCUGGACAGGAUUGUGUUUAAAAGACCCAGUCCCAGCUUUGCGAUGAGCUCCAUCAGAGAGCUCUACAGAGCUCAUGACAGUCACGCUGUACCCAGUUUACUGAGGUCAUUUGGUCAUGUGAUCAACCUGAGCAGCAGAGAGCUGGACUCAGUGGACUGUGCUGCUCUGAUCUUCAUCCUCAAACACGGAGACGGAGUCAAACUGAACCUCCUGUGGACCUCCAUACCAGCAGAGGGAGUAGAGUCCAUCCUCUUCAUGCUGGACAAAGUUUCUCAUCUCAGUGUUGACAGGAAUCAGCUACUGAGGUUCAUCCACUGCUGUGCUGCCUGUGAUGUCCAGCAGGAGGCAGCGUCAGGCCUGCUGAGGUCUCUGCAGCACAGCUUGGAUCUGUCCUGCUCCUCCUGUGUGGAGCUACCAGAGGAGGAUCAGCCUGAGUCUCUGAGUCUGACUGCUGAUGACUGCAGAGCCGUCUCCACCAUCCUGACACACAGCAGCCGGGACACACAGCUCGACCUGCGAGACUGUGAGGUGGAGGACAGCGUGCUGGACCUGCUGUUUCCUGUCCUCCACAGGGUCCGCCUCAGAGUCAGUAAAACUGUCCUCCUCCAGCUGCUGUCUCUGGUUCCUGUGAACAGUGAGAGGGACACAGUGAGGCGGGCGGUGUCCCUGUGUAGAGCCCUGGGUGGAGAGCUGGAUCUCAGUCACAGCACGCUGGAUCAGAGGGCCUGUGGGGCUUUGGUCCAGAUGCUGGACUCGUGUGAAGGGCUGACAGAGCUGGACCUCAGUCACUGUCAGCUCACUGACCAGCUGCUGCUCCCUCUCAUCACACAUCUGCACAAAGUCCAAGUCCUGGAUCUGAGUCACAAUCAGAUCACUGAUGCUUCGACUGAUGUGUUACUGCAGCUGCUCUCCAUCAACCCCUCCAUCGACUGUGUGCGACUCUACAGCAACAACAUCGUGCACAGAGCAGCCUUCAAGGAACACAAGCAGUUUGAGAUAUGAAGGAAUCAUCGUCAAGUAGUUGUUGGUUUUUUCUAUUCUCGUCAUCUUACAUGAAAACAUUGGAGGAAGUAUGAACACUGGUACUGUGUUCAUGGAGUCAGCAAUGUACGACACAGUAACAUUAGAGUGCUAUGUUAAUUUUUUUUCUUUUUUCUAUGAUCAUUAAGAAGACAGUUUAUAUGGAGGCUCAGGAUGUAUCUCAUCCUGAUGUAUCUCAUCUUUCUCAGCUGCUACAGAUUUUUCUUUGAUGGAGCUCAAUUGUCUAAUCGAGCUCCAUUAUAGUAAGUAAGUAAAGUAAAGUUACUAAGCGCUUUUCACAGACAAGCGGUCACAAAGCACUGUUGACAAAAGGCUAAAAUAAACAAGAACGUUAGGUGCCAAAAUAGACGAUACAAAACAUAAUAAUAAAAUACAGUAAAGUUAACAGGUACUUUUAAAAUAAAAUAAAUAAAUCAAUUAAAAAAUGUGUUAGUAGUCUGGCCGGAGAACUUUGUAUAGCUUGGGAGUCGAGAAAGAGAUGAUUUGUUCAAGCUGGUAAACAGGACAUAACAAUAAUCUAAACGCGAUGACACAAAUGCAUAAACAAUUUUUUCCAGUUCAGCUAUGGAGACCUUAUGUCGCAAUUCAGAAAUGUUCCUUAAAUAAAAGAAAAAUUAAUGAUUUUACAUUCGAGUCAAGGCCCAGAGGAGAAUCAAAUAUUUCUCCAAGAUUUUGAAUGUUAGAUUCAAAGAAGGCCUUAAUUAACAGUAGAGCUGGCAACAAUAUUCUGUUUCUUCAAUAGAGGAGUUACCUCAGCAAAAUAGGAUGGAACACAAACUUGCCUCAGUGACAUGUUGAUGAUAGAUAGCAGUGUGGGACCAAUACUGGUAAGAGUCCCAGAUGGGACAGAGGGAGUUAGUAUAUCUAGGCAACAUUUACUUUGGGUUCUGUUUACAUUUUGAGUAUUGGUUUAUAUUUACUUCUUUGUGUUUCAGUUAAGUACAGCCUCACCUGUGUCCAUUUGUAUCAUGUUGUCAAGUUUUUAUCUUUGGCAUGUGAUCCUUGAUGUAGUUACUUCCUGUUUUAUUUUGAUAUUCAUUUGUCUCUGGUAUAAUGUAUUUAUAUUUGCGUAUGCGUCUCAUUAUCCUGAUUGGUUUCAGCUGUUUUACGCUCCUUUAAUUUGCUCAGUUUUAUAUUUGCCUGUUAAACCUGAGAGUCCUGCAGGCAGCUACCGGGGACCUGUUUUCAGCUGAACCUUGACAGAUGACCAUCCUGAUGUUUACACAUCUGAAACUUCUGUAAUAAUGGUGAUUCGGUUAUUUUAUUUUUUGUUAGCCUAUUGAGACAAAACAAAGAGGCCAACUUUUUUUUUUUUUUUUUUUAAAUCAAUGCAGUGAGUCGGCCAUAUUUAUUCAUUGUACUUCUGUGAUAACUGUACUUAUUCUACUCUACAUUUUUCAGUCAGGACAGAGUAGAGAGACUCUAUAAUUACUUCUCAGAGGAAUGAUGCAAUAAGUGAGCAAUCAGGAGAAAACUAUGUUUGGUACUUUGACAUAACUGGAACAAAUGGCCAUAAACAUGUUAACAUAUAUCGGUUUUCAUAUUUUAUAUUACAUGACAUGGGUGAAAGUGGUUAUUUUUUCUGUGACAGUUUUCCUCAUUAAUGGAACUUGUUAACAAAACCUUCUACCAUAUUAGUUUACAGCUGCAAAUGGACUCAGGGAAUAAAUUAUAAAAGGCCAAAUGUCUGUAACAGUGAUUUAUAGUUGUAGUAAAUCAUGUUCAUGUUGCAGGACCACAGACCGCUUCAGGUGCUGACGAAAGUUUUAAGACCAGGUUGACUUUAAGAAUUAAGAUCGGAGCAUUAAGAUUUAAAAUUGUUUGGCCUCACAUACUAAAGAGCACCAACAGGAUGGACCCUAAUUUACCUCACCAGUAUCCAGAUGAACAAGUAAUAAAGCAAAUUCAUCUCCCUUGUACAGCUAUGUUUUUUCACUCUAUUACUUCAGCCUGAUUUAAGUGUGACUGAUCUUCCUCCUAUACAU
Pelmatolapia mariae (spotted tilapia) is the source of this 9510-nucleotide messenger RNA. RefSeq lists its product as uncharacterized. The record is from RefSeq and is a predicted model, not a curated record. The transcript has 22 exons. NCBI's taxonomy places the organism in Eukaryota, Metazoa, Chordata, Actinopteri, Cichliformes, Cichlidae. Gene Ontology annotation, molecular function: protein binding. The coding region runs from base 443 to 7486 and encodes 2347 amino acids.